This is a messenger RNA of Hemicordylus capensis (graceful crag lizard), 2816 nucleotides long. It is a transcript of the gene PGP, whose product is annotated as phosphoglycolate phosphatase. The record is from RefSeq and is a predicted model, not a curated record. Bases 60 to 1280 code for a protein of 406 amino acids. The transcript has 2 exons. Gene Ontology annotation, molecular function: sn-glycerol 3-phosphatase activity. Gene Ontology annotation, cellular component: cytoplasm. NCBI's taxonomy places the organism in Eukaryota, Metazoa, Chordata, Lepidosauria, Squamata, Cordylidae.
CCCGCGGCCGCAGCGGAAAGGCUCCGUCUCGGCCCAGCCAAUGCGGGGAGCGGCGAGCCAUGGGCGGAGAGGACGCCCGCCACCCAAUCAGAGCACGGCUCAGCGCCGCCUCAGCCAACCCGCGGCCAGGGCGAGCAAGGCGCCGGGCGGAGCCGCGGCUGCCCCCGCCCAAUGGACGCCUCCUCGCGGCGCGCCCGCCCCGCCCCUCAGCCAAUCGGCGCCGCGUCUCUCCAUUUCCACACAGAGGUCGUCUUUCUUCUUCCUCCUCCUCCGUGCGGCGGCGGCAGGAGGCAGCGGCCAUGGCGCAGGCGAAGCAGUGCCGGCGGCUGGAGCCGGGGCUGGCGCGCUCGGUGCUGGCGGGCGUGGAGGCGGUGCUCUUCGACUGCGACGGGGUCCUGUGGCGGGGCGAGGCGGCGGUGCCGGGGGCGGCCGAGGCGCUGGGCCGGCUGGCGGCCGAGGGCGGGGCGGAGGGGGGCCGGCGGCGGCUGCUCUGCUACGUCACCAACAACUCCUCGCGCACGCGCGGUGCCUACGUGGAGAAGCUGCGGCGCCUGGGCUUCCCGCCCGCCGAGCCGCGCCAGGUCUUCGGCUCCGCCUACUGCGCCGCCCGCUACCUGCGCCGCGCCCUGCCGCCCGGGGCCGCCGCCUACGUGCUGGGCGGGGCCGCGCUCAGCGCCGAGCUGGAGGCCGCCGGCGUGGCCCACCUGGGCGCGGGGCCCGAGGCCGCCGCCGCCGCCCCGGAGCAGGAAGCCUCCGCCGCCCAGCCGCCGCCGGGCUCCCGCGCCCCGCUCGACCCCUCCGUCCGCGCCGUGCUGGUGGGCUACGACGAGCACUUCAGUUACGCCAAGCUCUGCCUGGCCCUGCGCUACCUGCUGCGCGGCGACGGGGACUGCCUGCUGGUGGGCACCAACCGCGACCACCGCCUGCCCCUCGAGGGCGGCAGCGCCGUGCCUGGCACUGGCUGUCUCGUCAAGGCUGUGGAGACGGCUGCAGAGCGUGAGGCGUUCAUCAUUGGCAAGCCAAGCGACUACAUCUUUGAGUGUGUGGCUAAUGAAUUCAACAUCGACCCUGCUCGCACCAUCAUGGUUGGGGACCGCCUGGACACAGACAUCCUCAUGGGCAACAACUGUGGCCUGAAGACUCUUCUCACCCUCACAGGGGUCACCACACUGGAGGAAGUCAAAGACCACUUGAAGAGCGACUGUCCUAAGCGGAAAAACCUGGUCCCCGAUUACUAUGUUGAUAGCAUAGCUGAUCUUCUCCCUGCCCUCCAGGAUUAAAAAAGGGGAAAUUUCCACUUUUAAAAGGUAUAUCCUCGCCCCGUCCCUUGCUCUCUGCCCUCAGUGACUUGAGGCUGGUACUCUCCCCUCAGUUACUGCAAUGCACACAAUUGCUGCUUGCAACUUAAGAUGCUUUUAGUGCAUAACUUUCAAUUUGAGUUCUCUGUUUACAAAUUUCUCUAAAAUGCACUUUGGAACAAAGAGGGAAAGUGUGUUGUGUCGGUCAGCUUUCAGAUGUUGAAAAGCGUCAAGUUUGUCUUAAAAGUGUCUGCAGUGUUAAGGCAUCAGGGUAGAGGCUUGCUCAGCUGGCUUGAAGAGGAUUGGGUAGGCUUCUGGGAAAACCUUGCACUGUGGUCUUAUGUGGAGACUGCCAGCCAGUCUUUGGAAAUUCAGGGAAUUGAGCAGUUUGAGGGCUGUCCCUCUUUUCUGAUCUCUAGAACUUGACUCUAAGUUUGUUUUGAUGCUUACUCAGGUCCCAGUUUAGACAGCCUGAUUCAGGUGUGAUUUCAGGGGAAAGGAAGCCUCUUGCAUGUACAGUAGUGUCAUUGUUACAUCCCCACCAUACUUUACUCAAUGUGCAAAAUAUGAACAAUGCUGUUGUGUUCCAUUUCCUCCAAGAUAAUAGAUGUUUGUAUAUAGUGAUGUGAAGAACAUCAGAUGUCUAUUUUAAAAGUUAACUUUAAUAUAUUAAAAAUGGGUCUUAUUGGUCAGGAGGAAAGAGGAGAGGGAAUAGUGCUCCAUUGGUUGCUAAAAACCUUCCUUACACUGUUCAUUACACACCACAGCAGUAUCUGUACAAUCUGCGAGACUAAGCGCCAUUUUAAAUAAAAAGCUGGGUUAUUUGAGGACUCCAAAGUUGUGUUAUGCAUAAAUGUCCAGACACAACCUGCCACGCUAGUCUGCAGUCUUGCUGAAGGUGCUAGAUCCUAGAUGCAAGAGUGAGCUACUUGUAGAAGGGAUCCUAGGCCAUACAACGUAGGGAUCCUUUUGCCACUACAGUAACUUGCCCAGUGCUUCCAGGUUAAAAUCUUCCUUAUGGGUGGGAGCCCCUAAGAAAACCCACCCUUGUGUGGUGGGAGUACCCAAGAAAAGUCCUUUGCAGACCUGCCUUGGGUGCAGCUGAGAGGCACAAGCCAUUUCACUUUGCAGUCUUGUGGUAAACAUGAUACAUUGCACUUUUCAGAUGCCUAUGUGGCUUUGGUCUUGUGGCACUAAUGUCAAACUAUGUAACAUCUCAAGAAAUGUAAUUAAAAAUUUUGCAAUCAAAAGAGGACACUUUGUUUUGCCUUUCAAAAGUAGCCAAAAUGUCUCUAACCAUGUAUGGCAGAUAAUGCUUCCUCUGUCACAGACACUUGAAACUUGUAUUCACUUGCCACUUUUUCAUGUAGCAAUAAUUGUGUUGUCAACAGUGGAGGAUGCUUCAUGUUUAUUAAUUAGUGUCAACAUUCACACUUCUUUAGAAAUGCUAAAGGUGCCCAAUUACUAUUUUUUUUCCUUUCCUUGUAAUCUGUCUCCAAAUAAAACUUUUUUUCCUUU